This is a messenger RNA of Ipomoea triloba (trilobed morning glory), 423 nucleotides long. RefSeq lists its product as uncharacterized. Lineage: Eukaryota; Viridiplantae; Streptophyta; Magnoliopsida; Solanales; Convolvulaceae. Bases 1 to 423 code for a protein of 140 amino acids. The record is from RefSeq and is a predicted model, not a curated record. The transcript has a single exon.
AUGGACACAGUGUUGAAAACUCUGCACGAAUUUGAGGGAUACGAGAUUCAUCAAGUACCCCGCAAGCAAAAUGCAGACGUUGACAUGCUUUCCAAGUUAAGCACCGAAAUCCCCAAUCACAUACGCAAGAUUGCCCGGUUUGAAGAUUUGGAGACUUCAAGUAUUGAUGUCUCGUGGGUUUGCCCUGUGCAAACUAGAGAACCAUGCUGGAUCGACCACAUGAGGAGAUACAAAAUGGACGGCACUUUACCCGUGGAUGAAGAGGACGCCAAGUUAAUAAAGUUGCGAGCACCGAGCUAUGCCAUCAUAGACAAUAAAUUGUAUAAGUGGUCGUAUAAUGGCACACUUUUGAAGUGUGUGUACCCGGAUGAGGCGGAAUUGAUGAUGAGAGAAGUCCACAAAGGAGUGUGCUCCACGCACUAG